AAAUCCCCAAACCAACGGAGAAGAUCUUAAAGUAUGGACUGUCGUGCGCCUGGCCUGUCAGAAUCGGAGAGCUGCGAAAUCACGCACGUGUCUAGUGACGCGCCGGUAGACGAGGAGGAGGGACUUGAUUUGGAUCUGAUCUACGACAGACUCGAGAGCAUGAAGCAGCGUCUGUUAUAUCUGAGAAGCUUGUUGGUGUGCGUGAACACGGGGAGGGCCUCAAACGGAAAGGGUCCAUGCGAGCAGCACAUCGAGGGGAAUGGCUCGAUCAACUUGGAGCUACGACAGUUGCAAAAAGCCGCAGCUCGGAUGGCACAGGAAAUGAAUGCGCUGAUGAAGAGUUAUAUGAGCAGUCGGAAAGACUACACAGAUCUCAGUGCGAGAGUCGAGCACCAGAAAAAGGAAGUUCAAAAGCUGGAGCAGGACCUAGGACAGGUGCCCAAGUGGCAGGAAGAGACGCAGCAUAAGCAUGGACUCUGCAUCGAACGCUACAAUGAUCUACGCAUCCAUUGCCUCACUUCGAACCAAGUGCUUGGUUGCUUUUCGGAGAUGCAGCGUGACUUUUCCAACAAGGUCCAAUUCAAAACAUCCAUUAGGUGCUUCAAGAAGGACAAACAUGAGUUUAUCGAAAAGUGGCGGGAGUUGAAGUGCUUGAGAAGAAAUAUGACCACCAGGCUUCUACUGCACGUCAACAAGGUUGAGAAAAGCGUGGAAGAGCAAACGCGAUUACGUUCUUACAGACCCAAUACUUGUAUGUCAAAGGAGUCCGUAACUUCCUUUAUAUUGUCGUUUCUGACAGACGAUAUGGGACGACAGAUACCGAAAAUCAAAGGGAUCCUUAAACUUGAUCUCGAUAUACAAACGAAAGGUGAAGACGAUGGUGACGAUGCUGCCAAGACUUUAAAACCUAAUCAUAGUUAAAGUUACUUUUAACAAAUAUAUUUCUGCACUCUUGUUCGUUACUUUUCCCGAUCUACCAAGCUCUACCGAUUCCAUUUUGUAGUUAAAUGUAAAUAAAAUUGCAUUCUCUGAGUUA
Scaptodrosophila lebanonensis is the source of this 1036-nucleotide messenger RNA. RefSeq lists its product as uncharacterized. The coding region runs from base 34 to 921 and encodes 295 amino acids. NCBI's taxonomy places the organism in Eukaryota, Metazoa, Arthropoda, Insecta, Diptera, Drosophilidae. The record is from RefSeq and is a predicted model, not a curated record. The transcript has a single exon.